This is a messenger RNA of Athalia rosae (coleseed sawfly), 1411 nucleotides long. RefSeq lists its product as uncharacterized. The record is from RefSeq and is a predicted model, not a curated record. The transcript is spliced from 3 exons. Bases 360 to 911 code for a protein of 183 amino acids. Lineage: Eukaryota; Metazoa; Arthropoda; Insecta; Hymenoptera; Athaliidae.
UCGAGUACGCGUAAAGUCGCGCGCUCGCACCAACACGCGAUAAUAUACUCCAAACGUUCGAUUCGUACAGUUCACCGAUUAUCGUCGCAGAACUGCGACUCUAAGAAAAUAAUUCGGACGAGGCUAUUCGGUCACUUGUUCAUCGAAAAUACGAGUGCGAAAGCACCGUAUCUUCUCCCACUCGUUUUUCGUCCGACCGAACGGUGGCCGAUUGCUUUUCGGAUCGGUUGGACGUAUACGAGGGCAGUGAUAUUUCGUACGGGUUCGAAUAAUGUUGCGGUGUCGUUAAUAAAUUUGGCCGACGCUAUCGAACGUCAGUCCGAAACCGGUGGAAUCAAACGAUCGUCCGAAGACCAACGAUGGCGGACGGUGGAAAACGAGAAAACGAUCUUCCGAUGGUUCGGCUGGAGAAAGAACACGGGCGGGAAUCGGUCACCGAAACGCCGCGGUGUCUUUACGCGAAUUUGAUCGAAGACGCUAAACUCGAGGGAUACACACCGAUUUUUCCAACGGCCCCCAGUUACCCGGUAACACCGAUAGCCCGAAGGGCGUGCUUCUCGCCUCCGUAUUACGUAGUGCCGAUCGAGGAUUCCCUAGCGGAAAAUAACGGGCAUGGAACGUCGCCACCACCCCCGUUCAAUCCGGCGUUCACCGAUCCCGCGGAAAACCGUGAAACGAACGUAACGGAAAACGUGACGACGGUGGAACAGGAACCGCAACGCGAUCCGUAUCUAGGCAUGAUCGAACCACCGAGGAACGCCUGCUGCACAGCGAUGAAAAUGUGGCUGACGAUCGCCAUCACCGUUAUAAGCGUCGCCAUAAUUAUAAGAGUUCACCAGCAAACGGUGAAAAGACUCCUGAGGAUGGACGGUUGGCGCGACGAGUCCGGCUGGUCGGAGGACGCCCCCUAAUUUUCCGGUGAUCGACGUCCCUUCGAUGCGAGAAUUCUCAACGGUUCGGAGUCUCUCGCGGUCGGUUCGUAGAAAAUUCGGCUCUCCGACGCGAUCAAAACUGCGGUCGGGGUUUCGGAGGGACUGGGAAAGGGUCGCGAAAACCGAAUGGCCAGCGACGACGUGUUAUUGGGACCGCCGGAGAUCCGAAAAAUUCGGGUCCGAAAUAACGUCGGAUCGACCGUCGACCGACGUGACCCGAGAGAAGGCUUCGAUGACGACCUACCCGACAAAUUUUUGUAAUAAAGUUUGACUCUGCGAUAAAAAAAAAAAGACUAUUAAUGUGUGAACGGUGGUAAAUUACGUCCUUCGAUUUGAUGGGUCAUGAUUUUGAUUGUUUGAUGUACAGUGAUUUUUUAGCGAUGUAAGUCCGCCUGUCGAAUGUAGUUAAUAAUUUUUAAGUGAUUUAAUUUUAUUUUCUCUAAUAAUCAGUGACUAAUAAAGAAAAUGUUCUCCGAAAA